UCCAAAGCCAUAAUUCACACUUAAAAGCUGAUAUAUAUCACCAAUCGUAACAAGUGUCAAUACAUAACACUAACUUCACCAACAAAAGAGGUAUGGAUGCUUUCUCAUCCUCUUUUCUCUCCUCUACUUACAUUCUUGGCCCAAAACCACCCUCACCUCCACCACCACCUCAUCUACCCCACCGCAUCUCCGCCGUGAGAAUCGAAGAAAGACCACCAACCACUACUCCUACCCCUCAACAAACUAGAACCACCACUCCAAGAAAAUCACCACCACCACCGCGACGAUCACCCCCGCCGCCGCCGCAGACUUUUCCGGCGACCCUUUUCAAUGCACUAGACAACAUUGUAAACACCUACAUAGACCCUCCUAGCAAACCUUUCGUGGACCCCAAGUUUACUCUCUCCGAUAAUUUCGCACCCGUCGAUGAGCUCCCACCGACGGAAUGCGAGGUCAUCCACGGCGUACUACCGCCCUGCCUCGACGGCGCGUACAUCCGCAACGGCCCCAACCCACAGUUCCUGCCACGUGGACCGUACCACCUUUUCGACGGCGACGGUAUGCUCCACGCUCUAAAAAUCUCAAACGGCCGCGCAACUCUGUGCAGCCGUUUUGUGAAAACCUACAAGUACACCGUGGAACAAGCGAACGGGUCACAAGUGAUCCCGUACGUGUUCUCCGGUUUUAACGGACUUACCGCCGCGGCGGCCCGUGGGGCCGUCUCGGCAGCGAGAAUGCUCACAGGACAAUUUAAUCCUGCGAACGGAAUCGGAACCGCAAACACAAGUCUAGCAUUUUUUGGCAACAAACUUUUCGCGCUCGGUGAAUCCGAUCUUCCGUACGAAAUCAAAAUCUCAAAUAAUGGCGAAAUUUCGACAUUAGGCCGAUACGAUUUUUCCGGAAAAUUGAACAUGAGCAUGACCGCGCACCCGAAAAUUGAUCCGAGGACCGGGGAGGCUUUCGCGUUCCGGUACGGGCCAAUGCCGCCCUACGUGACGCUGUUUCGGUUUGAUUCCGAUGGGAAUAAAUCGCAAGACGUGCCGAUUUUUUCCAUGCAGACUCCGUCGUUUCUGCAUGAUUUCGCGAUCACGAAUAAAUACGCGAUUUUCACGGAAAUUCAACUAGGCAUGAAUAAUCCUCUCGAUAUGAUUUUUAAGGGAGGGCCUCCCGUGGGUGCUGAUCCGGCUAAGGUCCCGAGGAUCGGGAUAAUUCCGAGGUACGCGAAAGAUGAGUCGGAAAUGAAGUGGUUCGAAGUGCCGGGAUUCAAUAUAAUGCAUGCGAUCAAUGCAUGGGAUGAGGAUUGUGGAGACACGGUGGUGAUGGUGGCGCCGAAUUUGAUGUCGGUGGAACAUACGAUGGAGAGGCUGGAUUUGAUUCAUGCGGUGGUGGAGAAGGUGAAAAUUGAUCUCAAGACGGGGAUUGUUUCUAGGGUUCCACUUUCAACUCGGAAUUUGGACUUUGCCGUUGUUAAUCCAUCUUACGUCGGCCAAAACAGCAGAUACGUUUAUGCUGCAGUGGGGGAUCCAAUGCCGAAGAUCAGCGGAGUGGUAAAACUAGACGUGACAGUCUCCGACAACGACCGCCGAGACAGCAUAGUCGGAAGUCGGAUGUUCGGGCCGAAGUGUUUCGGAGGCGAACCAUUCUUCGUCGCAAGGGAGCCCGAAAACCCGGAUGCAGACGAGGAUGAUGGGUACUUAGUAACGUAUGUGCACGAUGAGAAGAGCGGAGAAUCGAGAUUUUUGGUCAUGGAUGCAAAGUCACCGGAUCUUGAUAUUGUGGCCGCCGUGAAGUUGCCCCGGCGAGUACCGUACGGGUUUCACGGGCUUUUUGUGAGACAAAGCGAACUCAACAAGCUAUGAUAAAGAUUGGGUUGCUAGUGUAUAGAAAAAUGCUUGUAAAAAAAUUAUACACCUGUAGGGUACUAGGAUUGCAUAUAAUGAAUAAAAAUGAUUUACGAGUAA
Molecule: messenger RNA, 1961 nt
Organism: Daucus carota subsp. sativus
Lineage: Eukaryota; Viridiplantae; Streptophyta; Magnoliopsida; Apiales; Apiaceae
Product: probable carotenoid cleavage dioxygenase 4, chloroplastic
Exons: 2
Coding region: 93-1859 (588 amino acids)
Biological process (GO): carotene catabolic process
Cellular component (GO): chloroplast stroma
Molecular function (GO): carotenoid dioxygenase activity
Source: RefSeq, a predicted model, not a curated record